AUGUCCACAGAAGAGACGUUUCUCCCACAGCAGGAUUUGCAUAUCAAGUCGGAUAUUGUCGCUGGUAUCAUUUCCACUUGGAUCGCGACUUUCCUUGCGGCGGCAGAUACAACUAUCACUGCAACUCUUUCCUCGACGAUUGCCGAAGAGUUCGACUCGCUUGCGAUUAUCUCAUGGUUAGGUUCUGGAUACUUGAUCAGCAUUACCGUGACACAACCACUUAGUGGAAAACUGAGUGACAUCUUCGGCCGGAAGCUUAGCUUUUGCUUCUCGACAUGCAUGUUUACGAUCGGGAACUUACUUUGUGGCUUCGCUAGCUCGAAGGCUGUUCUAAUUCUGGCUCGAGUCAUCGCUGGUAUUGGAGGGGGCGGCUGCAUUGCCAUCUCUACCUUUAUCGCCUCGGAUGAUAUUCCCCUCAAGCGCCGCGGUACCUGGCAGGGUACGUCUGCGGUGAUGUAUACUCUUGGAAUCGGCCUAGGAGCAGUGAUAGGAGGUACUGUGAACGAUUCGUUUGGCUGGAGAUGGGUGUUUAUUGGAAUCGCUCCUAUCUCCCUCGUUUCGUGCGUACUGGUCUUCAUAUUCCUCCCACGUGGUACGGAAAGAGAACAGGGUCUUCUUGAGAUGCUGAGUCGUGUUGACUUUGCCGGCUGCGUCACCCUUGUCGCGCCCUUGGUACUUCUUCUGAUUGGAUUGAACCACGAGGGCGAUCAGAUCGUCACAGCGCAAUUCCUCAUCACAAUCCCCCUCGGAACUGUCUGGUUCGUGCUAUUCCUUUUGAUCGAGUGGCGCUGGGCUAAUGAGCCUAUCAUUCCUCUAUCACUCUUCUGUCGACGCACCGUCAUUGCGACAUGUCUGACGGCCUGGUUCAUGUCAUCAUCACUUUAUAUUCUUCUUUACUAUGUGCCAUUAUAUUUGCAAAUGUUAGGCUACACGCCUAGUCAGGUCAGGCUUCGAAUCUUGCCUUACUCAAUAGGGUCCGGAGUGGGCUCAUUUUUGAUGGGUCUAAUCAUUCGUGUGAUCGGUAAUUUUCGGUAUAUCACGCCGAUGCCCAUGGUCGUCGCAACUGUCGGGUUUGCUUUUAUUGGGAGAACCACACACUGGGUUAUCCCAGAGCUAUAUCUUCUAUGUAAGGGUGUGUUGGUAUUGGUGCAGCACUGA
Messenger RNA from Penicillium atrosanguineum, 1158 nucleotides. RefSeq names its product Catalase-peroxidase. The transcript has a single exon. Gene Ontology annotation, biological process: basic amino acid transport; transmembrane transport. Gene Ontology annotation, molecular function: basic amino acid transmembrane transporter activity. Bases 1 to 1158 code for a protein of 385 amino acids. The record is from RefSeq and is a predicted model, not a curated record. NCBI's taxonomy places the organism in Eukaryota, Fungi, Ascomycota, Eurotiomycetes, Eurotiales, Aspergillaceae. Gene Ontology annotation, cellular component: fungal-type vacuole membrane.